CUCCGGCAUGUCUGAGUCUGGAUCUGGAACGCAGCAAAACGGCGCGAUGAGUAAAGUUAAAUCGAAGAAAAGAAACGUCGAGGAAGACGUGGAGGAACUCUUCACUACAGACACCGUUCACCUUGAUGACAGCGAUGUGGAGAAUGAUGAUCUCUCGGACAGUGAGGAGAGUGUCUUCUCCGGGCUUGAAGACUCUGGAAGUGAUGAUGACAGUGAUGAUGAUGAUGAAGAAGAGGCAGAUAUUAACGAAAAUGGAAAGAGCACGAGUGAAGCAGGAAGCAUCGAAACGUCCACCAAGACUGCAGGCAAACCUCAGACUGAUGUCGAAGCAGCCAAGCACAGAACGCUGAAGAAGGAAAAGCGUACAGCUGAAAAGUCUGAUACAGAAGAAAUGAGUGUGAAACCAGACAGAGCCAGUGGCCUUGGUAUAUCUUCUCAGGUGGAUGAGUAUGAUCAGGACACUUCAGAUGAAGAGGACAUCCGUAACACGGUGGGCAACAUUCCAAUGGAAUGGUACAAAGAUUAUCCUCACAUCGGCUAUGACCUGGACGGCAAAAAAAUCUUCAAACCAAUCAGGAGCAAGGACGAGCUCGACGAAUUCCUGGACAAGAUGGAGAAUCCUGAUUACUGGCGCACUGUCCAUGACAAGAUGACUGGCACUGAUAUCCGUCUGUCUGAUGAGCAGGUGGAUCUGGUGCACCGCCUGCAGCAAGGCAAAUUUGGUGAUGUUAACUUCAACGAGUAUGAGCCUGCUAUCGACUUUUUCUCCCACGAAGUGAUGAUCCAUCCGGUGACCAACAGGCCUGAGGACAAACGCAGCUUCAUUCCCUCUCUCGUUGAGAAAGAGAAGGUAAGCAAGCUGGUUCAUGCCAUAAAGAUGGGCUGGAUUAAGCCACGCAGGCCCAAAGACACCGCACCUCAAUACUACGACCUGUGGGCACAAGAGGACCCCAAUGCCAUCCUGGGGCGCCACAAAAUGCAUGUCCCUGCUCCAAAGAUGAGACUGCCAGGUCAUGAGGAGUCCUACAACCCGCCUCCAGAAUAUCUGCUCACAGAGGAAGAGAGAUUGGCAUGGGAACAGCAGGACCCAGAGGACCGCAAGCUGAACUUCCUUCCGCAAAAGUUCCCCUGUCUCCGUGUUGUACCUGCGUUCUCACGCUUCAUCCACGAGCGCUUCGAGCGCUGCCUCGACCUCUACCUGUGUCCCCGCCAGCGCAAGAUGAGAGUGAACGUGAACCCAGAGGACCUGAUUCCCAAGCUGCCCAAACCUAAAGACCUGCAGCCCUUCCCUACCACCCAGUCCCUGGUGUACCGUGGUCACUCCAGUCUUGUUCGUUGCAUCAGUGUGUCUCCCAGUGGACAGUGGCUGGUAUCAGGCUCAGAUGACUGCACGGUGCGCUUCUGGGAAGUGAGUACAGCGCGCUGCCUGAACACGGUGGAGGUGAGCGGGGCUGUAAAGAGCGUGGCGUGGAGUCCCAACCCUGCUGCGUGUCUGGUCGCCGUCAGUUAUGGUGAGACUGUAGUGCUGAUAAACCCUGGGCUUGGAGAUCGGCUGAUCUGCAGCGCUACUGAUCAUCUCAUUUCCUCCUACGAGGAGUCCGAGGAGGCCAAGGAGCAGGCGGUGCAGUGGGAAGUCGCCGAGGGCAAAGGUCACGAUCAGGGCGAACGGCUCAUUCUCACACACCCCAAGGCUGUGAGACAGGUGAGUUGGCAUGGUAAAGGUGACUACCUGGCCUGUGUUAUGCCUGAUGAUGGCAGCAGUCUGCAGGUGCUGAUCCACCAGGUGAGCAAAAGGCGCACGCAGAACCCCUUCCGUAAGAACAAGGGCAUGGUACAGUGCGUCUCUUUCCAUCCCAUCCGGCCGUACUUCUUCGUGGCCACACAGCGCUACGUGCGCAUCUACAACCUCAUCAAACAGGAGCUCACCAAGAAGCUCAUGGCCAACUGCAAGUGGAUCUCCAGCAUGGCCGUGCACCCAGGAGGUGAUAAUGUGAUCUGUGGCAGCUACGACUGUCGGCUGGCCUGGUUCGACCUGGAUCUGUCUACAAAGCCAUAUAAAAUGCUCCGGCACCAUAAGAAGGCUCUGAGGAGCGUGGCCUACCACAAGCACUACCCUUUGUUUGCCUCCGGGUCAGAUGACGGCAGCGUUGUUGUGUGUCACGGGAUGGUGUACAAUGACCUGUUGCAGAAUCCCCUCAUUGUCCCAGUGAAAGUUCUGAAAGGUCAUACCAUCACACACGACUUAGGGGUGCUUGACGUGGCUUUCCAUCCUACCCAGCCCUGGGUGUUCUCCUCGGGGGCUGAUGGCACAGUCCGUCUCUUCACCUAGUCAUCAAGUUUUGUCUCUAGCUUUAGUGACUCAAACUGGAUUAAGAGUGAAUGUGAUUUUUAAUCUUCAUUUAGUACAUCUUGUUACUCCCAGAAAAUGUGUUCAGCAUAAUCCUUUUUUUUUUUUUUGCCAUGUCUGUCACAUUUUUUUAAUUAAAAACAAAAGAAAGAAGAAAAUAUGAAGCCUGUUUCAGAGAGCUUUUGAGAUUGCUUCACUGCGUUAAGCAGAAAGGUGUCUGAUUUCUACAACCUGACACUGUGAGUGGUCUGGAAGUCCUUCUCCCACACUGGGGCUGAGCAGCUCUCACACGCUGAAUCUCAACGACUCGACCGCUAAUCCUUGGACAAGGAGACGACUCGUGAAGAAAAAAAUAUAUGUUCGAUUGUUAGUCGUGCCAAAACAAAGAGCUUCAGGAGUCGAGCUUGUUUUACAUCCUGAUUUUUGAACUGCUGUUUUAGUUAUGUGCCAGUAUUCGUGAUCAGGCCCGCUACACCGAGUCAUUAAACAUGUUGAGUCGUGAAACGUUGACCGAGUGAAUUUCUGAGAAGCGUUAUUUUUAAUUAAACCCGGUGUUCCUCGAAGGGCCUUUCUGGCAGUUUCCUUUGCUGUCUUUUCUUCCUUCAUAUUGCUACAGGUCAGUGAGGGUGAUUUUUGAAAACUCCUGAAAUAUAUGCAGCAGGAGACUGGGGAGUGGGGCUCUUUUCCUGUGUGGGGAGGCCCAGACGUGAGCGAUCAGAAGCCUGUGUGUAUUAUAGAUCGGGUUUCACCGAGGCCGUCCACCUGCAGGCGUCUCUCUCCCAUCUCACCAUGAGUCUCGAGUCUCUACGCCUGCCGAUCUUCCAGCAGUGUAGGGGGGGCAGACCUGUCAGCUCUGUUCAGACCAUAUUACAGUCUAAAACACCAUACUGUAAAACUGAAAUGAAUGACUUCACUGAUAUUUUGAAACGACCGUGGAUCAGACUUUUAUUGGGAUCUGUCUCGCAUUGUAUCUAUAUAAAGCCCCAAAAUACUACGCUGUAUAUAGACUACAGCAGUCUUGUUUCUGCUCCUGAUCACAGAAAUGGGCCUCGUUAUCAGUACAGAAAUAAAAUGGUGUGUCCCUUCUCCCCCCCCGCCCCCGCCACUACCUACUAAAGUAACGAGCUUAUUAAAGUAGCUCGCUUUGUCACGUUUAUUUAUCACUAGCUAGCAGCGUGAUGCCGUGAAGUUCUAUAUGCAUAUAUCACACUACAUGGCCAAAAGUUUGUGGACACCUGACCAUCACUCCCAGAUGUGGUUCUUCCCCAAAAUGUUGCUGCAAAGUUUUAAUCCCACAGUUGUAUAGAAUGUUUCUGUAUGCUGUAGCAUUACAGUUUCCCUUCAGUGGAACUAAGAGGAACCUAAAUCUGUUCCAGCAUGAUGAUAACAGUGCUCCUGUACACAAACCAGCUCCAUGAAGACUCCAUGGUGCGUUAAGUAAAUCGUUGGAGUGGAAGAACUCGAGUGUCCUGCACAGAGCCCUGACCUCAACCCCACUGAACACCUCUGGGAUGAACUGGACCUGGAGUCUCCUCGACAUCCCGACAUCAGUGCCUGAUCUCAACCUCACUAAUGAUCUUAUAAUAAAUGCAUAAGUAAAAAUAAAAAAUAAAAAAAAAACUGCACAGUUCAGUUAAUUAUGAGCUAGAUUGAUGUAGAAAUCUCUCACACACACGCACCAUGCUGACAGUGCUGUUAUUUUUACUGCUCGGGGAUGUAACUGAAUAUGAAUACACUGAACAGAUACUGUGUUCUACUGAUACAAAUAGAAGAUGUGCUAUUCCAUAAGGCAGCAUUAUUUUUAAAUGAAUUAUUUUAUUUAUUUAUUUUAAAUAAUAAUGAACUUUUGUUCAGAGUGUUUUUGGCACUCGUACACGAAUGGUUCUCCGUCGUUAUUAAGUGGAAAAAUCU
Molecule: messenger RNA, 4258 nt
Organism: Ictalurus furcatus (blue catfish)
Lineage: Eukaryota; Metazoa; Chordata; Actinopteri; Siluriformes; Ictaluridae
Gene: bop1
Product: BOP1 ribosomal biogenesis factor
Exons: 16
Coding region: 8-2329 (773 amino acids)
Biological process (GO): maturation of LSU-rRNA from tricistronic rRNA transcript (SSU-rRNA, 5.8S rRNA, LSU-rRNA); ribosome biogenesis
Cellular component (GO): PeBoW complex; preribosome, large subunit precursor
Molecular function (GO): protein binding; ribonucleoprotein complex binding
Source: RefSeq, a predicted model, not a curated record